Sclerotinia sclerotiorum 1980 UF-70 is the source of this 177-nucleotide messenger RNA. RefSeq lists its product with no specific name. The record is from RefSeq and is a predicted model, not a curated record. The transcript is spliced from 2 exons. Bases 1 to 177 code for a protein of 58 amino acids. NCBI's taxonomy places the organism in Eukaryota, Fungi, Ascomycota, Leotiomycetes, Helotiales, Sclerotiniaceae.
AUGGGCCUUUGUACUGAUACGGGGCCACCUGCAGGACGAGAAGAGGUUAGAACUAUGCAACCCUGUAUCCCGGCGUAUCUAACGGGAACCAACGAUCAAUGCAAGUGUUGCAGCAGGCAUAGACACGCCUCUCAAUAUUAUGUAUAUGCGGACAAUGCAGAAACGUUACAGCGGUGA